Batrachochytrium dendrobatidis JAM81 is the source of this 2565-nucleotide messenger RNA. RefSeq lists its product as uncharacterized. NCBI's taxonomy places the organism in Eukaryota, Fungi, Chytridiomycota, Chytridiomycetes, Rhizophydiales. The record is from RefSeq and is a predicted model, not a curated record. Bases 1 to 2565 code for a protein of 854 amino acids. The transcript has 8 exons.
AUGAAGUUGGAUGAUGUCAUGAAAGAGUUGAUCAAACACAUGGAAGAUUUGAAACUGUUAACAACGGAUGCUCAACUAUACAAGGCUGAUGAAAUAUGGGACAGACUGCUUGACUUGAUACAGGAAUUGUACAAUCAUAGUUACAGAUCUACAGAUGUAUUGCUGCGCUUACAAAGUAUUGAACUGCAAGAUAUCACAGCCAAGUAUUUGGAGUAUAAUCGACCCAGUUUACAGAUCAAAGUAAUGGAGUUUACUACAGUAUUUUUGAGUAUGACGUACGGUGAUUAUCGGUUUAAAGCGAUAAAAACAUGUACAGAGUUAUUCGAUUGUGGACGCUGGAGUAAAGAGUAUAAAUUUGACAUCAAGCCAAUGGUUGAGAUUAUUGUUCACGAGUCGGAUCGAGAAAUGCUCAGAUUGGCAAUUGACCUGUUUUCGACCGUUUGUUAUGAUAUUGACGAUGAAAAUUUUGGCAUCGUGGUAUCAAGACUUGUUUCACGACUGGAAUCAUCCAAUGGUCUAGUUGCUGUUGGGUUUAUCAAAAAUCUUAAAACCAUAUUUUGUAAUAUUCAUCGUCAUGACCCAGUAAAAGCAGUGGAGUGUGGUAUCAUUCCAGCAAUAGUCAAUACGCUCAGGAGUGUCGAUCAAGCAGUGAUUUAUGAAAGUAUUGAUACUAUUCGGAGUUUAUGCAAUGUUACAGAAUGUGAAGUACUUUCAGCCGAGUUGAUAAGGUCGGGUUUGAUUCAAGCACUGAACGACUUGUAUAUCAAAUACAGCGACAACUCUAGACUAAAAACACGCAUAAUCAAGAUAGCUGUAGCAGCUGCAUCCAAAAUGCACGAUUUUCCUGUAUCGCUUGUACGAUCGUUGGUUUUUGAGCAAUUGACGAUAUUGAUGUAUGAUGCCAAUAUGUAUGAUUUUUUGUAUCUGUUUGAAUAUGUCAGCGACAUGAUUCAGAAAUCUACAAACAAGGCCGAGAUGAUCAAGGUGUUUCAAGAAUAUGAAAUUGUAAAGCAACUCAACACUAUUCUUUCACGUAGAGAUGUAAAUUUGUAUGGCUGUUUUGGUAUUGUAAAACUACUCAAAACACUUGUUGAUUUUGCCGACAAUCAUCCCGACAGUUCAAUACGUACCGAGUUGGAUCAAGGCGGGAUGUUUGAAAAUCUAAUGGCUAUUGUAAAAUCGGAUGGUACUCACUACACAAACAGAAGGGUUGCUGGCCAGAUCAUUGAAACGUGUUUCCAACAUCUGGUUUACACUGCUAAUUCGGAUAUUCAGCCAUACAACGACAAUGACAAAAUUGAUAUGAGUUCUGGAAUGGCCGGAGAUACACAUGGACAGGCACGCACACUUGUCGAAAUGCGGUAUAUCCAGUAUCUCCAUUCUAUACUUUGCAAACCCAUGUGGUGGAUCGAUAUCACAAACCAGCAUAUUGUGGAGCAAUGGAGGGCUGACUCACUCGAUCGGAAUAUAUCACCAUCAACAUUUAAUCUUGCACUGGGACAACUCGAGUUUUUUGUCAAACAGUUUGUUUGUAGUGGCAGUGAUGGAUUUGGCACAAUUGUACCAGGACCUGUUGAACUGACGUAUAUACUGGACAAUGGCAUACCUGACAAUGCAAUCCCGAAGUUUAUAUCACACAAGUUCCAAUGUCUUCCGAGUGAAUUUCGUGUCGAACAGGAUGGCAGUGUGACCAUCAACUCAUACAUCAACAAUCUGAAUCCGAUAUGGCAUCGAGACAUGUACAAAUGCAUUGCCAAAAUAUUCAAAUGUUUUGUCCCAAUGUUUGAAAGUCUGUUCAGAACGAUGGAUCCAGUGUUCAAGUAUAUUGAUAUUCACAAUGGCACAAAGGGAUAUGAACCACCAAACCAAUCAAGUCGUGGUGGUAUGGAACCAGACACUCGAGUCAUUCGUCCCGUGUAUGUACCAACACUUCCGGAACAUUUUGAACCCAGUUAUGAAUCGGCAAAGCCAGUAUCACUGCGUGGUCGUAAUCUACAAGUCAUUGUCAAACUCACCAACAUUCAACUGACACCAUCCAAACCUAAAUACAACGAGGGAGACUGGCACAUUGAAGGUCCAAUUAACGAAUCGAUUGUUGCAACUGGACUGUAUUACUAUGACGUGGAAAAUAUCACCACACCCAAACUCGAUUUCCGCGAGGCUGUUGAUUUUUAUUAUCAAAGAGCAUCUGAUAUGUAUUGGAAAGAUGUGUAUGACAUUAUUAAUCGAGAAUCACGACGCAAUCAGUAUAUAGGAUCGCUUGAAGUACCAAAUGAUCCAACUCAACCAGGACACUGCAAGAUUCUGACAUUUUUUGUAGUAAAUCCAGCAUGUCGGACUGUUUCGACUGCGCAUGUGGCUCCACAACAACCACAAUGGUACAACUCGAGUCUUGACAAGACACCCAUACCGCCUGAACUGUGGAAUGAUGCCACGCAGUAUAUUCAAGGUGUUCAAUCACCAGCUGAAGCCAAACACUAUCGAGAUGAAUUGACAAGUGACCGAACUCGAAUCACAGCAGCAUACAACAAAAAACUAUAUGAGCGAAAGUAUAGUGAUUGGUGA